AUGGAAAUGGAGAUCGGCGUUAACAGGUCUGAUGUUCUUACUGAGAUACAUCCCUGCUAUAAAAUAGAUGCAUCUCAUGUGCUGACAAGCAAUCCUUCUGCAGAAUGUGUAUUGUUUACUGUUUUCCUUGGUACAAUAUCUGCCGUUACUGUCUGUGGAAACCUUCUAGUUAUAAUCUCCAUUGUUUACUUCAAACAGCUCCACACUCCAACAAACUUCCUCAUCCUCUCUCUGGCUGUGGCUGACCUGCUCGUUGGCGUGCUAGUAUUUCCUCUCACCAUUGACUUCUCUAUAACCGCGUGUCUCUUCUACGAUGACUUAUUUUGCAAAGUUCGGGGUACCUUCGACGUGUCACUGUGCACAUCUUCUAUUCUGAACCUGUGUUGUAUUUCUAUCGACAGAUAUUACGCAGUGUGUCAGCCACUGAGAUAUACAACUAAGAUCAAUGAUAAUGUGGUUGCGAUCAUGAUCCUGGUGAGUUGGGGCCUGUCUGUCCUAAUUGGACUCAGCUUCGUAAUUGUAGGAAUAAACCAAGAAGAAUGUGCCCAAAACUGUUUUAUUGAUGUUGUACUAGCAAACGCUAUGGGACUUAUUUUCUCUUUUUACCUCCCAGUGGUGGUAUUGCUCUGUAUCUAUCUGAAGAUAUUCAGUGUUGCACAAAGACAGGCAAACAGCAUCCAGAGCACAACGUGUGGAGCAACUGUUAGUAAGAUGGAGAGGAAGGCCACAAAAACUCUGGCUACUGUUAUGGGAGUGUUUUUGCUGUGUUGGCUUCCCUUCUUCCUCUGUACUACUGUUCUGUCCUUCAGUCAUGUUAAUGUGCCACUUCCUUUGAUUGAGCUACUUAACUGGCUUGCACUGUCUAAUUCAAUGCUCAAUCCAUUUAUUUAUGCUUUCUUUUACAGCUGGUUCCGAUCGGCUUUCAGAAUGAUCAUUUCUGGGAAAAUAGUUCAUGGUGAUUUUACGAACUCAAAACUGCUCUGA
Messenger RNA from Scophthalmus maximus (turbot), 984 nucleotides. RefSeq names its product trace amine-associated receptor 4-like. The transcript has a single exon. NCBI's taxonomy places the organism in Eukaryota, Metazoa, Chordata, Actinopteri, Pleuronectiformes, Scophthalmidae. Gene Ontology annotation, biological process: adenylate cyclase-activating adrenergic receptor signaling pathway. Gene Ontology annotation, cellular component: membrane. The record is from RefSeq and is a predicted model, not a curated record. Gene Ontology annotation, molecular function: G protein-coupled receptor activity. The coding region runs from base 1 to 984 and encodes 327 amino acids.